Molecule: messenger RNA, 1790 nt
Organism: Elgaria multicarinata webbii
Lineage: Eukaryota; Metazoa; Chordata; Lepidosauria; Squamata; Anguidae
Gene: GLTPD2
Product: glycolipid transfer protein domain containing 2
Exons: 4
Coding region: 353-1174 (273 amino acids)
Biological process (GO): intermembrane lipid transfer
Cellular component (GO): cytoplasm
Molecular function (GO): lipid transfer activity
Source: RefSeq, a predicted model, not a curated record
GCGGUCUGCGACAAAGCGGGCAGGACGCUGCCCAACCCUUGCACAUGGCCAUGCGGGGUGGGGGAGGAAGGGGCUGCGCCCCCUUCUUCCCCUCCUGCUUGUUGGGCCAACCAAACGCCAGUGAGGGGUUGAACUCCGCGGGCGUAUUUGCCGUCCCGUCCCCCCCGCCGCGUCCCAGGCCGGACCCCCUUCAUGUGCAAGUCCUGCCCAGAUGCCGCUGCAGCUGCUCGGCCUGGGAGCUCUGGGAUGUGGGAGGUGCUUGUGGUUACUCAGCGUAGAAGGGAAAGAACUCUAGACGCGCUCAGAGGCGCCCUUCCUUAUUAUGACUUCACGCUCUUGAACCGGAUUUGUGAUGCUGAAAAGGAUUCAGAGGGCAGAUCUCCCGCUCUCGCCCUGCGUCUGGGGGGGCCGCCCCUGCCGCUGGUUCCGGGAGAAGCCUCCUGACAAAGAGGAUCAAGAGAAGCUCACUCCGGUGCCGGUGCCCAUGGAGACCCCUGCGCCAUGCCUCCUGAAGGCCCCCGGACACCAGCCCCAGGGCAACGGGUUCCACAUCGAGCACCUGCUGAGCGCUUUCACCACCAGCGUCACCCCUGACGGGCAGAUCCUCAUCCAGGAAUACCUCUGCGGCUGGGCACAGCUGAUCAAGUUCAUGGACACCUUGGGCACGGUUUUCAGCUUGAUCAACCAGGAGACUUACGCCAAGAUCACCAUCAUGCAACUCCACCAGGGCGGUCAGCACAGCCCCCACUACCGCACCGUGCAGUCCAUGGUGGCCUUUGAACUGGCUGAGGGGCUGGUGGGCUUCCAGGCUUUUCCGCCCACCAAACCCCCCUCCGGCUGCCGGACGCUGCUGCGGCUCCACCGGGCCCUGAAGUGGCUGGAGCUGUUCCUGCACAAUCUGGGCACCAGCAAGAGGGACGGGAACCCCUCCCGGAUGUGCUCGGAUGCCUACCAGGUGGCCCUGGCCCCCUACCACAGCUGGUGGGUGCAGAAGGCAGUGGCCAUUGCCUUCCUGGCGAUGCCCUCCCGCCAGGAGCUAUACCGCAUCAUCUGCCCGGAGGACGAUGAGCAGAAGACGCGGACCGUCCUGCAGGCCACUGUGCGCAGCCUCGCCCGGGUGCACAACAUCACGCAGGACGUCUACGCCGCCCACGGGAUGCUGGAGCUGCCCUGAAGCCCCCUUGCCCAGGGCUGCCAAAGGAACCGGGUGUUAGGCCCUCUGAAGAGUUGCUGGGGAUGGACUCAGAGGAGGAGGAAACAGAACCUUUACAGGCAGAGGCUAGUGUCACGGCUGCUGAGCUGGUGCCAGCUGGGAGUGGGGCCAACUCAGAGAAUGAAGGGGAAGCAGAGCCACGUACCAGCGUGCCGGUGAUUAAACCAGCAGGGAGCUUGGCCAAUUCAGAAGACACAGAGGGAGAAGCAACAAACUUACCUGCACAGUUGUUUAGACAGCAUAGGGCGGAAAAGGAGGCCCGGCGCAGAUCUCUGCGUAUUUAUACUAGACGCCAACUCAAUAGGGAACACCUGUAGCUGCCAGGGAGGGGUAUUUAGAGAGCUGGGAAGCAACAGGAACUUGCCAGAGAUUAACUGAGCAUCCUGGCGAAAGCUCUUGAUUCCUGCUUCGGAUCGUGGUGACCUUGUAUCCUGAUUGAACUUUGGACCGGCUUGGAAUUUGUGACCUGCUCCUAUCCCUGGACCUCUGGACUGCUUUUUGGACUCUCUCUACCUCUCGUAAGCCCUUGACUUUUGGAACUGAACUGGACUUUGCUUAUGUUUAAAACGUCUUGUAC